This is a messenger RNA of Mycena citricolor, 852 nucleotides long. NCBI's taxonomy places the organism in Eukaryota, Fungi, Basidiomycota, Agaricomycetes, Agaricales, Mycenaceae. The record is from the annotation of a GenBank genome assembly.
GGCUCGACUUUAAAAGCCACACGGGGUACCAUACAGCUCUAUCUCAACCGAGUCAAAACUACAACCAGAUGCCUCGUCUUAUAAGUCUCGUUCUCAUCUCACUUCUCUCUGCAGCUGGCCUCGCUGCGGCUGGUGUUACCAAGGUCCUUCAAUGCGGGGCUUCCCAAUACGAUCCUGCCCAUUACACCUGCUACGACGGGGAUUUUCUCUGUCCCAUCCACGACCCGCAUGGCUACAGCGACGCCGAUGUGCUACUCCGCUGCGGUGACAACUGCUACUCGACCAACGAUUCAACCUGCAACGGCACCUCCGUCGUACCACUCCAAAUCGGCGAAAAUCCGUUGGAAGAUUGCGGUCCCCGCGCGCGGUUCUAUGCCCAGGACUACGUCUGUAUCGACGGCGACAUGCUCUGCCCGAUCGUCAAUCACCUCGGAUAUCUUCGGUGCGGGAAGGCGUGCUACGAUCCGUUCUCGUACAAAUGCACCGCGCGCAACACGCUCCUUGCGAUUCCCACCACCUGUCUCGGCCCGGACCAGUACAACCGCUGGUGUGACAACCAGGGAUGCCGCUGGCUCGACUGUUGUGAGGGUCUGAUCUCGGUCGCGGACCACUGUCGGUCGCCGUGUGAUUUCGGCGUGUGCAGCACGAGCGGUGAACCGACGGCGACCUCUUCCGCCCAACAGGCCGCUCCUAGUCAGUAACCAGGGGAUGAUAGCGAGCCGUGUUUUGAGCCGAGAAAUACGUACUUUUUAGUUUGUGUGUAGAUACUGUCAGUGCCCGGUCGAGAAUGAAGUGGAUCCUGUUUGCUUGUCAUUGUGGAACAGAGAAUGGAAACCAUGCACGUGAUCCAAG